GGAGGGACGUGGACAGACCGGGGAAACUUGCUGUCUGCUUGUUGUGAGAGGAAGUUAGGACUCAGAAAUGGCAGCGCAGGGGGAAUUCUUCAUAGGCAUUCCCAAGAUCCCAUAUUUACCCAGUGCUGGGCCUGGAGAUGUCAUGUGCUUCAAACACUACAAUGCAGAGGAGGUGCUGAUGGGGAGGAAGAUGGCGGACUGGCUGAGGUUUUCAGUCUGCUACUGGCACUCCUUCUGUGGCACUGGAGCUGAUCCUUUUGGGUUCCCGACCCUCGUCCGGCCCUGGAAUGAAGGAACUUCGAUGGAAGCAGCCAAGAGUCGACUCCGGGCUGCUUUUGAGUUUUUCACCAAGCUAGGCGUGAAAUAUUACACAUUUCAUGACAGGGAUAUGGCUCCUGAGGGCUCCACCCUGGAGGAGUCCAACAGGAAUCUGGAUGAAAUCACUGACCUGGCUCUCCAGCUGCAGAGCCAGACUGGAAUCAAGGUGCUGUGGGUCACCUGCAACCUCUUUGCCCACCCAAGGUACAUGAACGGUGCAGCCACCAACCCUGACUGUCAUGUUCUGGCCUACGCCGGCGCUCAGGUUAAGAAGGGGCUGGAUAUUGCAAAGAAGCUGGGUGCAGAAAAUUUUGUGUUUUGGGGAGGAAGGGAAGGUUUCCUCUCCGUCCAUAACACCGACGUCGCUGCUGAACUGAAGCACAUGGCCAACUUCUUCAAAAUGGCUGUCAAGUACAAAGAGAAGAUUGGGUUUAAGUGUCAGUUUCUUAUUGAACCCAAGCCUAAGGAGCCCUGCAAACACCAGUAUGACUAUGAUGCUAUGAGCGUUAUAGGAUUCCUGAAGCAUUUUGGUCUGGAGAGCCACUUUAAGUUGAACAUAGAGCCCAACCACACCACCCUGGCAGGACACUCUUACGAACAUGAUAUUGUCACGGCCUCUGCAUUUGGCAUGCUGGGCUCUGUUGACUCAAACACUGGCUCUCCUGACCUGGGGUGGGACACAGACCAGUUCCCCAUGGACAUCAGGAACACCACGUUGGUCAUGAAGACCAUCAUUGAACAAGGUGGCCUGCAGCCAGGAGGCCUGAACUUUGAUGCUAAGGUGCGCAGGGAGUCCACAGACCUGGAGGACCUGUUCAUCGCUCACAUCGGAGCCAUGGACGCCUUCGCUAGAGGACUCCGAAAUGCUGUUCGCCUCAUUGAGGACGGGAUCAUGGCCGGUAUGGUUAAGGAGAGAUACUCGAGCUUCAGCCACGGCAUUGGACAGAAAGUCGAGGAUGGUUCUGCCUCCUUGGAGGAGAUGGAGGCCUACAUCAAGCAAAACGGUGAGCCGAAAGUCACAUCAGGAAAACAAGAAAAAUAUGAAUCCAUCUUUAAUCACUACAUAUAAUAAUAAGCAUCACUCUCCCAUGUUUGAAUAAUGGUAGCCAUGACCUCAGGUACAUGGUAACCUUUGACCUCGGAUAGGAGCUGCUCUGCUUUAGUGUUAGCGACAGAAAACAGAAUGUUAGAAAGGUAGAACAUGUUUUUAAACAUGUAGAAAUGUUUAUUUGUAGUUAUGUCGCUAACCCAAAAGUACACAUACAAUGCUGAACACUGCAAGUAUAGAACUUAAUUGCUUAAGUGUCCUUGACAAACUUAAUCCAACAUUUUAGAAGUUUUUGUGGUGCUUUUUACAUAUCACCUGGAAAUGGGCACACUGAGAGGCUAUAUUCCCACUAGGUGAUAACUACUAAUAUUUACUGUGUAAAAAAACAUUUUCACAAUGCACUUAAUGAGUGACCAUGCUAUCUUACAAGUCAUACAAUCCAGUCCUCACAGAUGUUAACUAUGGAAAAUAA
Messenger RNA from Plectropomus leopardus (leopard coralgrouper), 1838 nucleotides. RefSeq lists its product as uncharacterized. Gene Ontology annotation, molecular function: xylose isomerase activity. NCBI's taxonomy places the organism in Eukaryota, Metazoa, Chordata, Actinopteri, Perciformes, Serranidae. Gene Ontology annotation, biological process: carbohydrate metabolic process. The record is from RefSeq and is a predicted model, not a curated record.